GAGACAGAUCGAAAGAGCGAGUGAAAUCGACAAGAAUUGCUUCUUCUCUCAUCCCUGCUCCUCAAACAAGGCUUCCCCGUCAAUCUUCUUCUGGUUGUGAGACCGCGAAAGAGAGAGAUAGAGAGAGAUAUUCUUUGGUUGCCUACUUGCUCUUUGCAAUGGGAAAAGAGAGAUCAGCUGCUGCCUCAGGAGAGAAGCACAACAAGAUGCUGGUUGGGGUGGUAUGCAACUUCGCUGCAGAACUCAAGCUCUUGUUAACCGCACUCCUCAUCCUUUGUUCCCUCGCUACCCUCCUCCAGUUUAUCCCCUCACGCUUUACCAUAUCCGCCUCUGAUCUCCGCUUCUGUAUCUCUCGCAUCGCCGCCGCUGGCCCCACUACCCCCCCCACCCUACCUUCUCCCCCCUCUCUUUUUCAUAAUUAUACCCAGAAAGAAACAGAUGAGGUCCUCCCCAGCGGCAUCAUACGCCGCGCAUUCAACCCCUACGGUGCAGCCGCCUACAAUUUCAUCACCAUGGGCUCCUACAGAGGCGGCCUCAACACCUUUGCCAUUGUGGGCCUCGCCUCCAAGCCCCUCCACCUCUAUUCCCGCCCCACCUACCAAUGCCAGUGGCUCCCUUUCAGCAGUAAUAAAGAAAACGACACCAACAUAACUAGUAGCCUUAGUUACAAGAUCCUCCCUGACUGGGGAUAUGGCCGCGUCUAUACUGUGGUGGUUGUGAACUGUACCUUUCCCCAGCCCAUCAACCUUGACAAUUCUGGAGGGACACUACUUCUCCACUCCUCCACAUCCGGAGGAGGUGACUCCAAAUUCAACCUCACCGACACCAUCCCUGCCUUGACAGAACCAACCGGCACCUUCAACCUUUCCCUCUUCACCUCCAAGCCCAAGUACGAUUACCUUUACUGCGGAUCCUCAUUGUAUGGGACACUGAGCCCCCUGAGAGUGAGGGAGUGGAUAGCCUACCACGUCAGGUUGUUCGGGGAGAGGUCUCAUUUCGUUUUUCACGACGCGGGUGGGGUCCACGAGGAGGUGUUGGAGGUUUUAAAGCCUUGGAUGGAGCUUGGCUACGUUACCCUUCAAGACAUAAGGGAGCAGGAGAGAUUCGAUGGGUACUACCACAAUCAAUUCAUGGUGGUGAAUGAUUGCUUGCACAGAUACAAAUUUAUGGCAAAGUGGAUAUUCUUCUUCGAUGUGGAUGAAUACAUCUAUGUGCCUCCCAAGAGCACCAUUCGUUCUGUGCUCGAUUCCCUUUCCGACUAUUCUCAGUUCACUAUUGAACAGAUGCCUAUGAGCAGCAAGCUUUGCCACUCCGUUGACGCUGCUAAACGUCACAGGAAAUGGGGCUUUGAGAAGCUUGUAUAUAGAGAUGUGAAAAGAGGAAUAAGGAGGGACCGCAAAUACGCAAUUCAACCACGCAACGUGUUUGCAACGGGGGUUCACAUGUCGCAGAACCUAGCGGGCAAGACCACCUACAAGACAGAGGGCAGGAUCAAGUACUUCCAUUAUCAUGGAACCAUCGCAGAAAGGCGCGAGCCAUGCCGAUACCUGAUCAAUUCCACGGAGAUCAACUUCGAGAAAACCCCUUAUGUUUUGGACACAACCUUGAGGGAUGUUGCUGGGUCUGUCAAGAAAUUUGAGCUCAAAAUGAUUGGAACUAGGUUACAAAACACUCGCCAAUAGUUAGAGCAACUUUGCAUUGGGUUUCUUUUUCUUUUCUUUUUUUUUUUUUUCUUUUUAUUUUAAUUUUGUGGUUAUUUAAUUAGAUGGUUGGGUAGGACAGGGCAAUUUAUUGGGAGGGUUUAGGGUUCGUUUUUUAAUUUUUUUAAUUUUUUUUGUGUUGAUAGAUUUAUAAAAGUAAAUAAUACUCCAGAUGGUAUAUGAAGCCUGCUUGAUAUAGUAGGAGAGGGGGAGAGAGAGAGAAAAAGCCGUUGCAUUCUUUAUUUAGUUAUAAUUAAAUUUAACGUAUUCAAAUCGAUGUGUUGACAAUUUUAUGCUUUUAUUAAAAGGAGAAAGGAGGAAUAAUUUGGUUGAUUAGCUGUGUCCGAUUGGGAUGGAGGACUUUCUGGUCAGGAGUGGGGGCCAGCACCGCCAAGCGCCAGUGGGAGGUUGCCAAUGUGCGUGGUUCGGCUUGCUUUGUUGAUUUUAUUAUUAUUAUUAUUAUUUUACGAGGUAAUAUCAUGGAUUUAUUCUAUCCUUCAAAAUAUAUUCCAAGGAAGGCAGAAGGUGGUAUGGUAUGUAUAUGGGUGGGUCAUAUUUUAUGGUUUUGGACAAGUCCAAAAGGGCCACGCCACUUAUUCUCAUCAUCUAACUAAUCUAAGAUACUUUUCUUUUCUUUUGACAUUUGUGAAAUUAUGAUUUAGCCGCCUAAAGACAAUGAUGAUGAGUAUGAGGCCCAUAGAGGAGUGGAAUUAGGAAAAACAAACGGUGUAAGUGUUGAAAUAUGAAGAGGUUUGAAUGAAAAAACCAAAGAGUGUCAAAUAUGGGGACUUGAAUGCGAAGCAACGUAAGGUUCAUUUUUUAUUUUGGUGUCCCUCCCACGACAAAAUUAAAAAGCGUUAGGUUAUGCCUGGUGA
Molecule: messenger RNA, 2575 nt
Organism: Durio zibethinus
Lineage: Eukaryota; Viridiplantae; Streptophyta; Magnoliopsida; Malvales; Malvaceae
Product: galactan beta-1,4-galactosyltransferase GALS3-like
Cellular component (GO): cytoplasm
Molecular function (GO): glycosyltransferase activity
Source: RefSeq, a predicted model, not a curated record